Messenger RNA from Sinocyclocheilus rhinocerous, 976 nucleotides. Its product is annotated as protein pelota homolog. Gene Ontology annotation, cellular component: cytoplasm. Bases 135 to 869 code for a protein of 244 amino acids. The record is from RefSeq and is a predicted model, not a curated record. Gene Ontology annotation, biological process: RNA surveillance; nuclear-transcribed mRNA catabolic process, non-stop decay; ribosome disassembly. NCBI's taxonomy places the organism in Eukaryota, Metazoa, Chordata, Actinopteri, Cypriniformes, Cyprinidae. The transcript is spliced from 9 exons.
AGCAGCCAUGAGCAUACUAAAAAGUUAAUGAAUCUGAUCCAGCUUAUCAGUAGUUUAUUUGAACCCUGAUUCUGCCUUUAUUUAUAGAGCAGGCAUGUGAUCCCGCUCAGAAAGCAGAUGUGGCUGCUGUUGUGAUGCAGGAAGGUCUGGCCAAUCUGGUUCUCGUGACUCCAGCCAUGACCUUACUAAGGGCGAAGGUUGAGGUCACCAUCCCCCGCAAGAGGAAAGGCAGUUGUGCCCAACAUGACAAGGCAUUAGAGAGAUUUUAUGAGGCUGUCAUGCAGGGCAUUCUGAGACACUUCAAUUUUGAUGUGGUGAAGUGUGUUCUGGUGGCCAGUCCAGGGUUUGUGAAAGAUCAGUUCAUCUCGUACCUCUUUAAAGAGGCUGUGAGGCAAGACUGUAAAAUUCUCCUGGAGAACAGAUCCAAGUUCAUGGUGGUGCACUCCUCAUCUGGACACAAAUAUUCACUUAAAGAAGUGCUUUGUGAUCCAGCAGUCACUGCCCGAUUGUCUGACACCAAGGCAGCUGGAGAGGUCAAGGCUUUGGAAGACUUUUACAAGAUGCUUCAACAGGAGCCUGAUCGAGCUUUCUAUGGAUUGGCUCAUGUGGAAAGAGCGAGUGAAGCUUUAGCCGUUGACAUCUUGAUGAUCAGUGACAAACUAUUUAGACAUCAAGACAUAGCCACCCGCAGCCGGUAUGUUCGGCUUGUAGACAACGUGAAGGAAAAUGGAGGAAAUGUCAGAAUCUUCUCAAGCCUACAUGUAUCUGGAGAACAAUUGAAUCAGCUGAGUGGAGUGGUGGCCAUCCUGAGGUUCCCCAUCGCGGACAUGUCUGAAGCUGAGGAGGAGAGCAGCUCUGAUGAAGACUAACAUCAUGCUCUUGUGCAAAAGGAUUUGGUAUGAAAGGGUGGAAAUGCUUCACAGUUUGGACUAAAUGGAAUGAAACUCAGUUAUGGCCUUAAUAAAGGUUUUGAAAU